Messenger RNA from Eleginops maclovinus (Patagonian blennie), 1511 nucleotides. RefSeq names its product neugrin, neurite outgrowth associated (gene ngrn). Gene Ontology annotation, cellular component: nucleus. The transcript has 3 exons. Lineage: Eukaryota; Metazoa; Chordata; Actinopteri; Perciformes; Eleginopidae. The record is from RefSeq and is a predicted model, not a curated record. The coding region runs from base 251 to 1174 and encodes 307 amino acids.
UGUUUGCGGAAGUCCAUGCACGAGUUUCAUUGGAUGGUGGCAUGACAGUGGAGGGGGCCUUUUUCGUUAAUCUAAUUUAAUUCCUUUAGUUAACAGAAACAGCAGGUGAUAUGAGUUGUUAUGUGUGUGGUGUGGACAGUUUGACUUGUGGAUGUGCGUUAUUGUGUGUCACUUAACCUGUGACUGUCUCCUCUCUGGUCUAACAAGCUCAUGACAUUGUCUGAAAAGGGAGAACACAACGUUUGUGAGCAUGGCCAGACCUCUGCAGGUCCUCUCCCUCCUCUACAGGCUCGGCGCUCGGUCAGUGAUGCCCUCAGUUUCUAUUACCAGCUGUCGAUUUGCGAGUAAAGAAUUUAACAAGGCACACAGUCAUGUGCGCAGAGACAAGGUUUCCAACAGAUCCCAGAGAGACAGUGAAGAGAUGUCUGAUGAGGAACUGGAAGAUGUGGAGGACAAACUCCAGGACUUGUUUCAUGAGCAGAAAAAAAAGCAGAAGACUGUGAAAUAUCACAUACUGAGAAGGCAGAUGACUCCACCAGGAGCUCCACAGAGGAAGCUCACCUGGGAUGCUAUUGAGCAGAUCAAAUAUCUGAAGCAGGAGCAUCCAGAUGAGUGGACAGUUGAGCGUCUGGCUGAGGGUUACUCUGUCACCACUGAUGUCAUCCGGAGAGUCCUCAGGAGCAAGUUUGUCCCCACUCCUGAAAAAAAGGUCAAACAGGACACCAGAGCAAUGGCUGGACUCGGUCAGCAGGUGCUGCCAUCAGGAGCCGCUGCAGGGCCGGACAGGCUGAAACUGCCUGGAAACCGCACAACAGCACUACUCCCACCAGUGAGUGUGGAAGCUGCCGUCGUGCCUGUUGCCGAAAAUACUUUAAUGCUUCGUGGGGGAGGUUCAGGAUUCUUGACUAAGAGCCCUGCCCCUGUAUCUCUUCUGCCCACCCAUGUCAGAGCUGAUGUUAGUAAAGAUGUCCCUGUGACGACGUCAAUAGAAGAGGACAGCUUUUACAACUCAAAUCCUACAGAGGAAGAUGAAGAAGACAAGGAGAGCUGGGAUGGACGGCUGUUCACAGAAGAAGAACUUCAAGAGUUCAUGGAAACGGUAAAGUCUUGCCCUGUGGUGCAAGAUGGCAAUGACUUUUUUGAUGCAGAGGGAAACUUUCUGUAUCGAAUCUGAGGACUUCCUGCAUUGGACAGAUGCUGAGCAUGUGUGAUGGUCAGGUUGUCAUCUUAGGAUACAGUAAGAGUUUACUAAGUGACUUUGUAAACAACAUAUUUCGAAAUUGCUAUUUAAUAAAAAUCAGGUGACAAAAAUAGAGGAACAUAUGAAUUUAUUGGCAAAACCAAAGAAAAAAACCUCAAAUAUACAGUAGAGGGACACAUAGCAGAUAGAAAGAUGUAACCUUGUAUAUUUACAGAACCAUCACAAUGAGUUAAUAAUUUAUACACCAGUUUAAAUUGUAAGAAAAAUGCGUUACCUUUUUAUUAAUGCAAUAAACCCAUGAAAAAAAGUG